Molecule: messenger RNA, 1650 nt
Organism: Monoraphidium neglectum
Lineage: Eukaryota; Viridiplantae; Chlorophyta; Chlorophyceae; Sphaeropleales; Selenastraceae
Exons: 5
Coding region: 1-1650 (549 amino acids)
Source: RefSeq, a predicted model, not a curated record
AUGCAGGUCAUCCGGCGCCUCCUCACCGCGCGGUCGCGCAGCGCCACCCUGGAGGCCGACCUGCUUGAGGCGGCCAGGGCGGCCCUGCCCACCACGCACCUGCAGCUGGCCGGCCAGCGGCUGCUGCUCGCCGCGCGCGCGCAGCUGCCGGCGCUCACGGCGCUGCCGGGGGCGCCGCCAGGCGAGGUGGCGGCCGCGCUGUUUGCGCGCCCGUUUGCGGCCGCGGUCAGCAUGGAGUUCCAACUAGGGAUGGCACUUGCGCUUGAGGCCGUCAGCGCCGCAGCAGCCGCUGGCCCCGCCACGCCGCGCACGUCAGAGGCAGCCGCCGCGUGGGGCGCGCCAGCGCUUGAGGCCUUGGCGGAGGCGGUUGCUUCGGUGCUGCGGGAGCGGCGGGAGGAGCUUGGCCGCUUGCUGGGGCUGAGCCUGCAGGAGGCCUUCCUGGAGCUGCUGCAAGAAGAGGCAGGCUGCGAGUCGCCCUGCGAGCAGCUGCUGGGCGGUGCUGAUGUCAGCGAUGACUCGUGGCCGGCUCUCGACAGCUGGGCCGAUGCCGCCGACCUGCUCGCCUGCUGCUGCGCCACAAGGCCACCAGGCAGCUGCGGCAGCAGCACGUCAGCCGCCCUGGGUCCCCUUCGGCACCAAACCUCUGACGCCAUCAGCCAUGAGCGCUCUGAGGGCGGCGUCGGCGUGGCCAAGCGCGGCGGAGGAAGCGGGAGAGGCGAAGCAGCCCGAGGCGGCUGCGAUUUGCCGCGGACCAGCUUCAAGCGGAAUAACAGCAGCGAGCGGACGGGGCGCAGGCACGCAGCCGGCGGCGGCGGGAUGGGCCUGGGCUGGACCGCUGGCACUCCGCGCUCCUCCUGUGCCCGCGCAGAGGCAUCCGAGCCGCACACGGCCGGGUCCCCUCGUGCAGCGGCGCGGCAGCGAUCGACCAGGCGCCCCACGGAGCAGGGGGAUCGCCCCGCGCGCAUCAGCGCGGCGGCGCAUGCGCUGCUGGCGUUUGUAGAUGGCGCGCUGCAGCGGCUGCCUCUUUAUCAUCCCACGUUGCAGGCACCGGUCUGCCUGGCGCUGGUGGACGCCCUGGGGGCUGUCCUGGACGACAGCGCUCUGCUGCUACCGCCACAGGCCCUAGGGCCACCAGACGGCUGGGAGCAGCCGGAGCCAGCGGCGCUGCUAUUGCACGCGGCUCGCGCGCAGUGCGUGCAUCGGCGGCUGCAGUCGAUGGGCCCGCUGGUGCAGGCGAUGGCGCAGCGCCAGGCACGGCGCUCCUUCGACGGCGCUGCGGCGGAUGCUGGAUCCAGCAGCUUGGAGGUGCCGGGCGGCCACAGCAGCGGCUGGGUGGAGCCCGAUGAUGGGCUCGGUCGUGUGGAGCGGCGGCUGGCGUCUGGCCACGCCGCGCUGCUGGCGCGCGCUGCGGAGCUGGCUCCCGCGCUGCAGCAGGAGGUGUCAAGGGUGCACGUGUCUCUUGUGGAGACAGCGGUCGGCGCUGCGCUCGACACCACCUCUUGGGCCUCGCUGCGGCCGCCGAUCAAGAGCACCGGCUGCGCCGGGCCUGCGGCGCGGCUGUGGCGGGUGCAGCUUCUGGGCUUGCUGCACACGGCACGGCAGGCGCUGGCGCCCAGCAAGGUGGCGGAGGUCACAGGAGAAGUUCACUGA